Paramecium octaurelia is the source of this 503-nucleotide messenger RNA. The record is from the annotation of a GenBank genome assembly. Lineage: Eukaryota; Ciliophora; Oligohymenophorea; Peniculida; Parameciidae.
CUCUUGAAUAAUUUUUGACCUACUUUUAAAAGUAUUCCAAUAGAAGAUUAAUGUUUAAGAAAAUUAAAUAAUUUUCACAAAAUUGUGAUUCACCUUUUUUUCCAUAAAUUCUGAAAAUAUUCAUUUUUCAACUCAGAUUUUUUAAUGUACUUGUCUUAAAGAGGACUAAUAUAAGGGCAAGAAAUUCAAAUUAUAAAUAAGGAACAGAAUAUACGAGAAAAUUAGUUAAAAGUAUUAAAGGACUUUAUUUGCAUGAUUUUUUUAUUAUCAAGUAGAAUGGAACUCUUUUGGUUUUAAAAUAGGGUCAAUAAACAUAUUUUUUACUUUUAGGUUUUCUAGAAAAUUUCAUUUGGAAGAAGAAAAUAGAUCUCAAAGUAUUCAUGCUUCAUCUUGAAUUACAGUUUAAAUUCAAUAAUUUGGAACAGAGGAAAAUUAGAGAGAAGAUGUAAACAACUCAUUUAAUAUUUAAUUAUUAUAAUGAAUUAGAGAAAAUAGUAAUAUGA